This is a messenger RNA of Dibothriocephalus latus, 621 nucleotides long. NCBI's taxonomy places the organism in Eukaryota, Metazoa, Platyhelminthes, Cestoda, Diphyllobothriidea, Diphyllobothriidae. The record is from the annotation of a GenBank genome assembly.
ACCGGCCCGGUGUGCAUCCUUUGCGGUGUUGAUGGCCACUUUGCCAACUCUUGCCCGGCCCAGUACUGUUCGUCCUGUUUAAUGCAGGGCCACACUCAAGCCAACUGCCAUCUUCGCGGUCGUCUUCGACAAGAUGGACAGAGCGAAGAUGGCAAGAAGAGUGACCCGCUGAAGGGCUUCAAGCCGCCUAAGAGUUGCUGUUUCUGCGGCAGAAGGGGCCACGUUUUUGAGGAAUGCCGUUCGCGCCAGGGUCACCGAGGCAACAGCAGACGCGAGAGGCAGAAAGCCACUUUAGCCCGUCUUGCCAGUUCUAUGACCCCAGUGACGAAGAGGAGUGAUCUAGGCGGACGGCUGUACAGGCAGAACAGGAUGGCACGCAGUCUGGACGCUGGCGGUGGGUUCGCCGGUCGUUUUGCACUCGAUAGUGAUGAUGAUGACGGUGAUGCCGACCCCAGGACCCGUAAACGUAUUGAGAGGGCCACCAAUCGAGUCGAGAGAAAACUUUUCGAAAAAGCCCUUAAACGGACUCUGGGACAGAAGAGCAAAGCAAAGAAAAAAGGUAGACACAUCUCUUCUUCUCCUCCUCCUCCUCCUACUCAUUCACUUGAUGGUCGUCUUUAG